AUGACAUCUAAAGUUGCACUAGAAAUUGUAACCUCUAUAACCUUUGAUCAGACUAGAUCGCAAGAUGCUGAUUCUUUGUCUCCUUUUAGCUCUCCAGAAAAUAAUCAUAUUUCAUACAGUUCAUCUCAGAAAAACGCUUCUCUACCUGUUAUCCGAAAAGUAUCAUACAAUCAAAAAGUUGAGCAAGAUAUAAUUCAGGAAGUUAUUUUAUUUAUUCAAAAAGAAGCACUUGCCUCAUCAAUUAAUACUUCCAAUUUCAAUAUUGUAGUAGCUGAUGGGAAAGAAUUAUAUGAAAAUAAGGUUGCAGAAAUUUGUUCUAAAACUGGUAUAGCCGAAAAAAUUGCAAAGUCUCAAGUUUAUAUUAUGAUUAAAGCUUCUCUACCCAAAGUUUCGGAUUUAAAUCUAUAUAAGAAGACCCAAAGAGCUGAGAGUGUUUAUAAGCUGUUUGGAAAAAUUAUUGAUCCUAUAACUAAGAAAGAAGUCAAGGGAAUAGGUAUUGACAAAGCUUAUGGAAUUUCAUAUGGCGUAAGAAGUAUAUUGAAAUUAACUGAUUCUCAAAUCUUAAAUAUUAUAGAUCAGACUAGCAAAAAAAUCUUGCCUGAAGAAAAUUCAUCCUUAUCAGCCGAUUUGGAGAAUUAUAUAAAAAUGCUUACAGGAAGUCUUGAAGAUGAGAUUGCUUAUUGGGGUACACCAUACGAGAACUCAGCUAGGGUAGUAGAAGAGAAAGCAAAUGAAGUUAAGAAGCUUCCCAGGGUCCAGUCAAAUGAUGAUCUGAAGCAACCAGGAUUCCAAGACUUCGGACAGGAAGAGCUGAAUGAUCGAGCAUUUCCUACAAAAAUAAAAACAAGGAGCAUUCCACUCCCAGAUUCAAAUUGCAAGAAAAGCUUAAAUAAUCUUCAUUUUAAUAGGAUCAUUCAGAUCGUAAUUCGAAUAUUUGUAGCAAAACCUAGGUGUAGUGAUGGAGUCAAUAAAGGACAGGGUAUCAUUCAAGCAAA
This is a messenger RNA of Funneliformis mosseae, 995 nucleotides long. The record is from the annotation of a GenBank genome assembly. Lineage: Eukaryota; Fungi; Glomeromycota; Glomeromycetes; Glomerales; Glomeraceae.